GGCACAGUAGGUCAUUGGUGGGGUUUGUUUGUUGUGGUUCAUCAUGGUGGUUCAUAGAUAAGUUCAAUAAGUUGUGUUGUUGUGCUUGUGCAUAAGUUGUGGUUUAUGUUGUUAUGUUACAUGGACUUACGGUUCUUUCGUUUGGCUCUUUUCUUUAUAAUAUAAUUAAUUAAAUUAAUGCCUAGCCACGCCUAACUUAACAAAAUGAGCACGCAUCCACAAACUGAUCAGCUUCAAGACAUAGAGAUUGCUAUCAAAACAGAAUAUAAUGAAGAUUUAAAUGUUCUGGAUUUUGUUAAAACAGAGUUUAAGCAAGAGAUAUGUGAAGAUGUACAGGCGACCAGCACAAAUAAUUUUUUGGACCAUCAAUUAUAUUCAGAAGUCGAUAUUAAAGACCUGAAAUGUGAAGAAAAACAAAAUGAUCAUUUGGUUUUUGUUAAAAAUGAUCCAAGUUUGGAGAAUACAUCACCUAAUGAACAACAGGAUGGUAGCACCUUAAAUACAAACACCGUAAAGAGAAUUGAAACCCCCCACAUUUGCAGUAUUUGUUCUAAGGAAUUUAUAAGCAAAAGAGCUUUUCAACUACAUAUAAACAGACAUAAUGGAGAAAAAAAUUUCACAUGUGAUAUAUGUUCUAAGAAAUUUUCCGAUAGAAGUGGUCUCAGGAAACACAAAAUGAGACACGACGGAGACAAGCCUUACAAGUGUAGCUUCUGUGUAAUGUCGUUUAUCGAAAGCUAUGCUUUAAAGAGUCACAUGCGUGUCCACAUUGGAGGAAAGUCUUUUAAAUGUGACAUUUGUUGCAAGAAGUUGUCAUGCAUGAAGAGCUUAAAGCGACAUUACCAUUCACGACAUGUAGGGAAAAUUUUACAUCCGAAAAUUUUAAUUCCAGAUCCAAGUUUGGAAACCACAUCGCCACAAGCACACCAGGAUGAUGGCACCUUAAAGACAAUUGAAACCACUCACAUUUGUGAUAUGUGUUCUAAUGAAUUUUUAAGCGAAAAAGCUUUGCAAGCACAUAAAAAAAGACAACACUUAGAAAAAUCUUUCACUUGUGAGAUCUGUUUUAAGACAUUUAAAAGAAAAACAGAUUUGACUAUACAUACAAUGAGACAUACAGGGCAAAAAGAUUUUAUAUGCGAUAUUUGUUCAAAACAGUUUGUGAGAAACUUAGAUUUGCAGUGUCAUAUGUACGUGCAUACUAAUGAAAAACCGUUUGAAUGUGAUGUUUGUUCUAAGAAAUUUUCCGAAAGAACCAAUCUCAAGAGACACAAAAUGAGGCAUACUGGACAAAAACCCUUUGAAUGCGAGAUUUGCUUCGCUAGGUUUGCAGAAAACUUUGUGCUAAAGAAACAUUUGCGAAUUCACUCCGGAGACAAGCCUUACAAGUGUAGUCUUUGCUUAAUGUCGUUUAAUGACAGCUCUGGUUUGAAGAGUCAUAUGCGUGUACACACUGGAGAAAAGCCUUUUGAAUGUGACAUUUGUGGCAAGAAAUUGUCGGACAGGAAGAGCUUAAGGCAUCAUACCCUGUUACAUACAGAAGAAAGAGCCUUUGAGUGCAAUUUGUGUUUGAAGGUAUUUUCCAGAAGACAAUAUUUAACAUCUCAUAUGCGCGUUCAUACCGCGGAAAAACCUUUUGAAUGUGACAUUUGUUUUGUAAAGUUUUCGGGACUUAAAAGUAUGAACAAUCAUAAGUUGAGUGUUCACUCUGAAAAAACACAACACGAAAAUCAGACUUAAAGUCGAUAAAACGAGGAAAGAACCUAUUCCUUUAAGGUUUUUUUUUCUUUAAUAAAGUUUCAAGAACUCUA
Diabrotica virgifera virgifera (western corn rootworm) is the source of this 1811-nucleotide messenger RNA. RefSeq names its product zinc finger protein OZF-like. The record is from RefSeq and is a predicted model, not a curated record. The transcript is spliced from 2 exons. NCBI's taxonomy places the organism in Eukaryota, Metazoa, Arthropoda, Insecta, Coleoptera, Chrysomelidae. Bases 205 to 1740 code for a protein of 511 amino acids. Gene Ontology annotation, molecular function: RNA polymerase II cis-regulatory region sequence-specific DNA binding; DNA-binding transcription factor activity. Gene Ontology annotation, biological process: regulation of transcription by RNA polymerase II.